AUGGAUCCUCGCAACGUGGAAGGCUCACGAAGCGCAGCAUGUGUUGAUUUGGUCAUCCUCCGGCUUGCGCAUCCUCACCUUUCUCACCUGCGCUGCAUCAGCAGCAUCCACCGCGCACUUGGCCCUGAAGCCAACGCAAGGCCUUUCGGACACUUGCCGCGCUGUGCAUUGGAGCACCCUUGGCGUUUGCUUCCUUUGCGCCCCCUUCUCACUGGCCUGCAGCCUCAUUCGUGCCCGAACUCCGCCUAG
Molecule: messenger RNA, 249 nt
Organism: Symbiodinium necroappetens
Lineage: Eukaryota; Dinophyceae; Suessiales; Symbiodiniaceae
Source: the annotation of a GenBank genome assembly